AUGGCUUCUCCAGCUUCGCUGGGCUCCAGGGCCUUGCGGGCCAGCCGUCGGGUUCCCGUUGCCUCGUUCCAGCGAAGAGGGUUGGCGGCUGCAGCUUCCGGAAGCUUUCAAUACGAGACGGGUGAUUCUUCUGGCAUCAAAUAUGCAAGCAGAGAUUUGCCAGGUCCGACGACAACCCUGACCGUGGUCGCAAAAGCUGGCACAAGAUACCAACCCCUUCCCGGCCUGUCAGAUGCGCUGGAGAAAUUUGCGUUCAAGUCAACCACCAAACGAUCGAGUUUGCGCAUUACUCGUGAGUCGGAGCUGCUCGGUGGUAAUCUAUCCGCCUAUCAUUCCCGCGAGAACCUUGUACUUCGAGCCAGGUUCCUCCGCGAAGACCUUCCGUAUUUCACAGAACUGUUGGGAGAGAUAAUCUCCAAAACCCGGUACACAACACACGAGCUUGAUGAGGAGGUAGUUCGCGUUCUCAAACUCGGACAGCAGGGCCUUCUCGCAAGCCCAUCAUCACUCGCCCUGAACUCCGUCCACGCCGUUGCCUUCCACCGCGGAUUGGGCGAGCCAUUGCAUCCCACUUCCUCGACCACAAUUUCCAAAUAUCUCGACGUGAGGACCAUUGCCGAAUUUGGUCGCGCUGCUUACGCUCGAUCUAACAUCGCGGUGGUUGCUAACGGCGCAAGUCACUCGGAGUUGUCAAAGUGGGUGGGAGAAUUCUUCACCGACACUGGAAAUGGCUCUAAGACACUCAAGUUGUCGAGCCCCACUUCGAAAUACUAUGGCGGCGAGGAAAGGAUUGCACACAACUCUGGGAACGUGGUGGUCAUUGGCUUCCCUGGGUCCAGCUCGUUUACGUCUGGCUCGUCCUUCAAGCCAGAAAUCUCGGUUCUGGCAGCGCUUCUUGGAGGAGAGUCUAGUAUCAAAUGGUCGCCAGGCUUCUCGUUGUUGUCUCAAGCUGCCAAGGAAUUCCCUCAGGCUCACGUAUCUACAAACCAUGCCACAUACUCAGAUGCGGGGCUGUUGUAUGUCACCAUUUCUGGGGAGGCACUUGAUGUUGCAAAAGCAAGCACGAAUGUGGUGGAAGCGCUGAAGAAGAUUGCGUCAGGCCAGGUUGCGGAAGAGGACAUCAAGAAGGCGACGGUGUUGGCCAAGUUCAGGGCCCUUGAAGCCGGUCAACAGACUGAUGCUGGACUCGAAGCCACUGGGUCUGGCCUGAUCACCCAGGGCAAAGCGUUCCAGAUUGAUGAAAUUGGUGCGGCAAUCGACAAAGUUUCUGGCGACAAGGUCAAAGCGGCUGCCAAACAAUUACUGGAAUCCAAGGCCUCGGUUUCAGCCGUUGGAGACUUGUUCGUCCUUCCAUAUGCGUCGGAAAUAGGUCUGACGGUCUGA
This is a messenger RNA of Capronia epimyces CBS 606.96, 1383 nucleotides long. Its product is annotated as ubiquinol-cytochrome c reductase core subunit 2. The record is from RefSeq and is a predicted model, not a curated record. Lineage: Eukaryota; Fungi; Ascomycota; Eurotiomycetes; Chaetothyriales; Herpotrichiellaceae. Gene Ontology annotation, cellular component: mitochondrion. Bases 1 to 1383 code for a protein of 460 amino acids. Gene Ontology annotation, molecular function: metal ion binding. The transcript is spliced from 4 exons.